CCAGCCAUGGCGGCUUUCGCGCGGCGCAAGGAGCAGCGGCUCUCGCGGCCCGACCCCAGCCGGAAGCGUGCGCUGGACGCGAGAGCCGCGGAGCUCGUGCGGCUCCUGAACGCGCGCGAGCGCUUCUGCACCGCGAGCUCGUGCGACGGGAGGGUCAUUGUGACGGACACGGACGGCACGGGGAUCCAGAAGAAAAACUGCACGUGGCUCCUGGUAACGCAUGACCCGUGUGUCAAAGACGAUGUGAUGACGGCGCUAGAGAAAGCCACUGGUGAUGUCGUGUUCAAGUUUGAACCGUUUGUUCUUCACGUGCUGUGUCGGGAGCUGCAGGAUGCACAGCUGCUGCAUUCAGUGGCUAUUGACUCUGGGUUCAGGAACUCUGGUAUUACAGUUGGCAGAGGAGGAAAAAUUACAAUGGCUGUGCGGAGCACUCACUGCUUAGAAGUUCCAUUGAGCCACAAAGGGACACUGAUGGUCUCCGAAGAAUAUAUUGAAUUUCUGGUACAUGUGGCCAAUCAGAAAAUGGAAGAAAACAUAAGGAGGAUUGACAGAUUCCACAAAGGCCUGGAGCUGGCUCUGGAAGCUGCUGUCCCUGCAGACACCUUGUUUCCCAAGGGGCCAGAGAAGAGCCACUCUGUGUACAUGCACAGAAGAAAGAGAAGGACUGCUCAGGAACAGGCUGAUCCCAGCAGAGAGCUGGAACCCCAGGAUGAUGCUGAAAGCAGUCUUGCUCUGUUUGCUGAAAUCAUGCUAUAGACUAAGGCAUUUGAAAGCAAAUGGUGAACUGAAAAAUUACUCUUUUCUAAGAGAUCUAUAUACUCCUGUGCUCCAAGUAGUAAUACUCUCAUGGACAUUGACCAGAAAGAAAGGGAGUGAGCAGGUGCAGCUAUAGGAUGCAGAGAACAAAUCCGUAGAACGUCUUGGGAGUUUUUUAAGUGUACUGUUGAAUUAACAAAGUGGUAUUCCAUCAGUUAUCCCAGAAAGAGCUGGUUUGCUGCAGCCUUUCACCGUUCUCUGUGGCAGCAUUUCACUUCCAACAUCCUGGGUUUUGCAGAGCCAGCUGGCUCUGCAGGUUUCUUCCUUAGGGAGGUGGAGACAAGCACUGAAGACUAAAGACCAUCCACUCAUGAGACAGCCAAUACCCGAGGUGGAAAUUCCACAGAAAUCUUCCAAAGCAGUGCUAUGUGCACUGGUCUCACACCUGAUGUGCGUUUGGGCAGACUGCUUAAUGUAGGGCUCAGCCUAGGGGCACAAUUUCCAACAGUGCAGAGCUGCUGGCCAGGAGCUGUGUGAACAAAACUGAGUCCCACAGGCCAUGGGGGAGCAGGCAGCUGGUGGGAGCAGCCAAGGGUCCCACAGCAGGCAAGGCACAGUGGCUUCUCAGGUGUGGGGACAUGGCUUGUGUCAGACCUUUGCAGUCACCAUUUCCCACAGACCUUCCUCUCCACUCUGAGGCUCAAACACCUGUCUGGACUGAACUGAAUCCCCAUGGCUUCUCUAGAUGAAAGGCAACAUCUGCAGAGGGUCCUCACCAACCUGCUGCCUUAGCAAAGCCCUGGGGAGCUCCUGUUGCCAUCCCCACUGCUGGGAGUCCCACUGUACUGUUCCUGCAGAUCCCUCUUGGCCAUCUGCAGGGCACAUCUUGCACACAGAGGAGGUAGUUGUUGCUUGUGGAUUUCAGGGAGUUUGUUCAGAAUAGUCUGAACCCUCCUCUGCGUGUGACAUUUAUUAAAGUGUCUGGUGCUGGUCUGUUGGACAUGGCUGGAGGGACUGAUGCCAGAAGCAUGGACCACAAGCAGUGCCCACAGACACUCUUAAUAGCCAAACCCUCACCCUUUGCAACAGCACUGCAGUAUUUACAUUCUGAGAUAUACAGUUUGUCAGAAACUGAUGUGUGGUAUGGUCCCACAUUCCCCUGAAAAAUUAUUAAAAGUUCAGGACUUUUUGGCAUCUUAACACAAAAAUGUUACCCUAACUUGCUGUCUUGUUACUUUAUUCCCAUCAUCUCCAAUGGCUGAAGACCAUUGAGGACUUCAUACUAAAAUUAAACAAGAAAAACAGAGAAGGAUCAGGGGAACAUGUUACUUCAGUAUGUAGAGCAGUUUUUGCAAGGUUUUUCUCAUUUUUUUACACCCCACCCAAGAUUGCAUUGGUGAUGCUGAGGUGGUUUCAGCACCCUGACACCAUUCUGGGACCAGCAAAGCCUUCCAUGCACCACUGCCCUUCCAUCAGGGAUCACUACACCUUGCCCCACGCUCACCCAAGUUCCACCAGCUCAUUUUAAGGUUAAUUUUGUCAAGCUGUGUUUUAUUUCCAACUUCUCUAUGGGAUUCUGAUGGGCUGUAAAUGUGCAGGGCACAGGCAGCCAUUGAGAAGAGCAUCCCAAGGAGCUGGAGGCAGUACCCCUGAAAAGGGGAUUCUGGGGGUUAUGUCUUAAGGGAAAUUCACCAGUAAGCAACAAGACUCCUAAAACUGUCAAAUCUUUACCAUUUGUCAGUGUGCUU
Molecule: messenger RNA, 2504 nt
Organism: Cinclus cinclus
Lineage: Eukaryota; Metazoa; Chordata; Aves; Passeriformes; Cinclidae
Gene: TYW3
Product: tRNA-yW synthesizing protein 3 homolog
Exons: 6
Coding region: 7-756 (249 amino acids)
Biological process (GO): tRNA methylation
Cellular component (GO): cytoplasm
Molecular function (GO): tRNA methyltransferase activity
Source: RefSeq, a predicted model, not a curated record